Messenger RNA from Closterium sp. NIES-65, 1242 nucleotides. The record is from the annotation of a GenBank genome assembly. NCBI's taxonomy places the organism in Eukaryota, Viridiplantae, Streptophyta, Zygnematophyceae, Desmidiales, Closteriaceae.
AUGGCAGAAUCCUCUGCCAGGUCAGACGGUGAUCUGACCCCAGAGUCGCUCUGUCCCUCGUUGGUUGCGUCCCCAUUUUCUCCCACCACACUUGGGUUCCCCCUUGCUCUUGGCGCUCCCUCGUUCCCAAUUCCCGCACCCUGUGGGUUAUCGCCCCGGGGGUUUACCCCAUUGUUCUGGGUUCUCCUUCGCUCCCCAGUUGUUCUCGUCAUGUGUGUUCCCUCCUCCUCCUCCAACGAGAUUUCCUCCGAUGGCCGGUGUUCUGCUCGACUCGGCCCGCCCGUUGCGGUGCUCCCGCCGGGAUCCACGUUGCUUCCCCUCUCCCGUCACUUGUUCCCGCAGAUGGCAAAUGACGCUCUUGCCCUUGUGGCAACUGCCCUUGCAGAAGCCAGCCCAGGAGGGGUCCCGGGGGACCAACUACAGAAGUUUCGGCGUCCGCACCGGCGACCGGCGCAUCCUCCUCGGUCCGUGCUCCGCCCUGUUCCCCUGUCGCCGCCGUCGCCACCGCAGCCGGUGCAGACGCCGUUACAGGCUCCGGUGACGCCGUCAGCUCCACCGCCACGGUCGGUUCUUGAGCCACUGGUGGUCCCGUCUCCCCCAGUUGCCGUGCCUGGGGGAUGGGAGAGGGUGAGGCUGAGCCGCCGCCAGAGGCAGCGUCAGGCCCGCCAGGCUCACCAGCAGCCGUCGUCUCAGUCGCCUCAGCAGCAACCCCCUCCAGCCCCGCAGCAGCUGCAUCCUCAACCGUCGCGGCCACCUCUGUCUCAGACCCCAUUGCGCCACUUCCCCCUACCGCCUCGGCCGCAGCCGCCUCGCCCCCCGUCGUCUCUUGUUCCUCCGGCGCCUCCCGAUGUGCAGUUAUUCCCACACGUUCCACGGGAUCCUCAUGUGGCAGCGACUCCUUUCCACGUCGAGCAGCACGUGAUGCACGUGGGGACGUGUUUGACGUUGCUGUCCUACGUGCUGGACCAACUCCAUGUGUGUCUGGCGCGGCAGGGUGUGGAGGUUGGGGGGAUAUUGCCGUCGGAGCAGUCAGCGGCGGUGUCCGCCGCAAGGGAGAUGCUGCAUUAUCUCCCCCUGAUCGGGCUUGUCCAGGGCGCCCCUGGUGCUGCGCUCGGGCCCGGCCCUGGGGCAAUGCUGCGGCUUGCUGAGUCUGCGCAGGGGGCCCCUCUUGGUCUUGUGUCAGCCGCCGCAUCCGUCCUACGCUGGAUGGACGGGAGGCUGUGCUGGAUACUCUCCGAGUAG